CUGCCCGCCGCGGUGCCGGCGCGGUUGGUGGCGUUCGGCGCCCUCGUGUGAUGUGAGCGUCAUGGUGGGGAUGCUGCUGGCAUCGCGGCGGUGAGAGAGAGAGAGAGAGAGAGAGAGAGAGAGAGAGAGAGAGGGAGAGAGAGAGAGCGAGCGAGCGAGCGACGGUGACAACGAACCAGGGGCGGAAGACGGACCAGUUUUCGGAUCGCUUUCUUUCGUCUCUCGCUCUCCUCCUCACCCUCCCCACCUCCUCACCUCCCCGCCCCUCCGUAUAUUUUGCUCGUGGUUUUUUUUUUUUUGCAUAUUUAAAAAUCUCUUGGACUCCCAUCCUCUCCCCCACCACCGAAGUCUUCCCGUCUCUAAAUGGAAUUAGUGGAGAUCGGAGCCUCUGGUGUAGCGCACAGACAUGAUCCAUGGACGCAGUUUGUUUCACAUUGUAGCAAGUUUAAUCAUUCUCCAUUUGUCUGGGGCAAUCAAGAAAGGUACAGAGAAGCAAACCACCCCAGAAACACAGAAAUCAGUGCAGUGUGGAACUUGGACAAAACAUGCCGAGGGAGGUGUCUUCACCUCUCCCAAUUAUCCCAGCAAGUACCCUCCAGACCGGGAGUGUGUCUACAUCAUAGAAGCUGCCCCAAGGCAGUGCAUUGAACUUUACUUUGAUGAAAAAUACUCUAUUGAACCUUCUUGGGAGUGCAAAUUUGAUCACAUUGAAGUUCGAGAUGGACCUUUUGGCUUUUCUCCAAUAAUUGGACGUUUCUGUGGACAACAAAAUCCACCUGUCAUAAAAUCCAGUGGGAGAUUUCUAUGGAUUAAAUUUUUUGCUGAUGGAGAGCUAGAAUCUAUGGGAUUUUCGGCUCGAUAUAAUUUCACGCCGGAUCCUGACUUUAAGGACCUUGGCGUUUUGAAACCAUUACCAGCGUGUGAGUUUGAGAUGGGCGGCUCUGAAGGCAUUGUAGAGUCCAUACAGAUUCUGAAGGAAGGAAAAGCUACUGCCAGCGAGGCCGUGGAUUGCAAGUGGUACAUCCGAGCCCCGCCGCGUUCCAAGAUUUACUUAAGAUUCUUGGACUACGAGAUGCAGAAUUCAAACGAAUGCAAGAGGAACUUUGUGGCUGUGUACGACGGCAGCAGCUCGGUGGAGGAUUUGAAAGCCAAGUUCUGCAGCACAGUAGCGAACGACGUGAUGUUGCGCACAGGCCUCGGCGUGGUCCGCAUGUGGGCGGACGAGGGCAGCAGGAACAGCCGAUUCCAGAUGCUUUUCACAUCCUUUCAAGAACCUCCGUGCGAAGGCAACACCUUCUUCUGCCACAGCAACAUGUGUAUUAACAACACGCUGGUCUGCAAUGGGCUCCAGAACUGUGUGUACCCUUGGGAUGAAAAUCACUGUAAAGAGAAGAGGAAAACGAGCCUGCUGGAUCAGCUCACCAACACCAGCGGGACUGUCAUCGGCGUGACUUCCUGCAUUGUCAUCAUCCUUAUUAUCGUUUCUGUCAUUGUGCAGAUCAAACAGCCCCGUAAAAAAUACGUGCAAAGGAAGUCAGACUUUGACCAGACCGUUUUCCAGGAGGUGUUUGAGCCUCCUCACUAUGAGCUAUGCACGCUCAGAGGGACCGCAGCGACAGCUGACUUUACAGAUGUGGCUGAAGACUUUGACAAUUACCAUAAACUGCGGAGGUCGUCUUCCAAAUGCAUUCAUGACCACCACUGUGGAUCCCAACUAUCCAGCGCAAAAGGCAGCCGCAGUAACCUCAGCACAAGGGACGCCUCCAUCUUGGCAGAGAUGCCCGCGCAGCCGGUCAAGCCCCUCAUCCCUCCCAUGAACAGAAGAAACAUCCUCGUCAUGAAACACAAUUACUCCCAAGAUGCUACAGAUGCCUGUGACAUUGACGAAAUAGAGGAGGUGCCCACGACGAGCCACAGGCUGUCCAGACACGAUAAAGCCGUCCAGCGGUUCUGCCUCAUUGGGUCUCUAAGCAAACACGAAUCUGAGUACAACACAACUAGGGUCUAAGUUCAAGCUAAUCUCUUCAAAGCUCUUCAAGCCUAUCAACUAUUCUUGAAGUAGGAGAAUGCAUUUCCAUGCUAUUACCUUGAUAAAUUGGUGUGUUUUUAUGCAUUUUUUUCAUUGGGAGAAAAUGUUUUAACUGUGUUUUAUUUUCAGAGAAGAACUAUUUAUACAAACAUGGGGACUGUGAAAAGAAAAUUCUAUAGUGAUUUGUGAAAAGUGGACAUAUUUCUAAAUUCAUUCCACUGCCUUUAUUCAAACUUAAGAAUUACAGACAUUUGUUAUUCCUUCAGCAAGACAUCCCCGCUGCACAAUGAUAUGUUCAUUUCGUAAUUUGGUUGCUGGUCACCAAGUGCGCCUUAGUUUUUAAAUACAUUCUGAGAUUUACUGGAAACUUGAAGAAGAAAUUAGUUCCUGAUUAUAAGACUACCCCAAUGUUAUUUCUAUUGUCAGUUUCACUUUUGUUUCUAUGUUGUUAUGUCUCUGUGAUAUAAUUGUACAUGGUGUGAUCUGUGAACAACAAAAAAUCCACAACUUUGGAUGAACCUUGUGUUAUAUGUACAUUGUUUUCAUUAUAUAGACUGCUUGAGAAUAGUGCGUUCCUGGGUGAUUUUGAACAUACUUCAGUGAAAAGUGAAAAUGUGGACCAUGGAAACACCAGCUAGAGGUUCUAUGGACUAUACAUAUCUGUUAUUUUAUUAUGGAUAAAUGCAGCAAAAAGUAAUGAUAAAAACAUCACUAGAUUGCAAUAAGAAAAUCUCAGUUUUUGCUCUUUUUUCUAUAUCCCUCAUUUUAUUUGUUUAAUAUCAUGGGAAGAUACUGAGUUUCAGAUUUUUUUUUUUUUUUUUUUUUGGAAUCAAGUGUUUUACCAUCCACACCCUACAAUAGAAAUGUGUUUGAUUAAGCACUUAGCAAUAUGACUGAAUUGACAGUUUGAGAAAAUUUCCUUGCAUGUCUGUACUGGAUAUUUAAGUUGGUAAAAUACCCUCUUUAUUAGACACAUUGUAAAAAGCAUGCAUUCUCAAAUAUUGCUGUUACUCUUCCAUUUCUUUGUGUCAUAUGCUUGCUACUUGUAACUUUUAUAUAAAUAUAUAUAAAAUGUAUGAUAAUUUUCUAAUUUGAGUUAAGAGAAAUGUUUUUUUUUCUAUUGGAGUGAUUAAAAAAUCAUGUUACAUGAGAACACAAUUUAGUUAUAUCAACUCUUCCCACCUCUUAAGAGUACAGAAUUUUUUUAAUAUUGCAGUUUACUUUCUCAAUUAGUUGAUUUCUGAAAUUUCAUGAAUAUGUUCUCCAUUUGGAAUCAAAAUGUCUUUUGAAGUUCUCCAAAAUCAUCAGCCUUUUGAUGACCCAAACCGCGUCACUCAGUUACUCAGCACACAAUGACACCUGCAGGCUACGGAGCUGUGUAUCACACAGAAUGUCAUAAGAUGCAGUAAGGGCAGAUAAGUCCUGUUGGCUUGUACAGACACCCUGUAAAGUUUGACUGAGUGCUUUCCCAAGUACUGAAUUUCUACUGUUAGAAAAUUUAAGCUUAGCAACUACAGUUACUCUAAAUCUGGUUAUCAACAUUUCCCCAACUGUUGAAACCUACAGACUAAAAGACUUCUAACUUUGAAAUGGCAAAAAAAUCUGGUCUACUAUAAUUUGAGCAUUUUUUUACACUCCAAAUGAAAAAUCACUGUCUAAUAUCCUGAUAAGAAGUGUAUUUCAUAAAAGCUUCUAAAAUGGGUUGGAAAACAACAUCAUUAUUGCAAAAUCUGAAAAAUUUGAAAAGUUAUCACCUUACAAAAGUGAUAACUUCUGUGAGUUGUCAUCAACUGCCAAUUGGAAAACAAACACAUUGAGCGUGAUAAAUAGUUUUCAUUACUAUGCUAUAGAGUUUAUAAACACAUUAUGUAUGAUAAAAGUAUAUACUUUUCUGUUUGGCUGAUUUCUUUAAUAUUAUUGUUAAUUUAAAAUCCAUUAAUUAAAUUAGGAUGAGGAUUAUUUUUCAAAGAUUGGCCGUAUUUCUCUCAUUUUUCUUUUUUUGUUAAUCUUUAUUGGGCAUCUUUAUCUCUGAAUGAACAAUCAUAAUAACAUGACACAUACAUCUAUAUGUACAUAUAUAUGUCAAAACUUUUUAUUUCUUUUUUUUUAAUUAUUUAUUUAUUUAUUUGAGAGCGACAGACACAGAGAGAAAGACAGAUAGAGGGAGAGAGAGAGA
Jaculus jaculus (lesser Egyptian jerboa) is the source of this 4205-nucleotide messenger RNA. It is a transcript of the gene Neto1, whose product is annotated as neuropilin and tolloid like 1. Gene Ontology annotation, molecular function: protein binding. The record is from RefSeq and is a predicted model, not a curated record. The transcript has 11 exons. NCBI's taxonomy places the organism in Eukaryota, Metazoa, Chordata, Mammalia, Rodentia, Dipodidae. Bases 407 to 2008 code for a protein of 533 amino acids.